UGGAAGGAACAAGUCAGUUGAGAGGAAAAAACUAAAAUAAUGGGCUCCCAAACAGUUCCCAAGCUUCCUGUUGUAGACUUAACAAAGGAAGACUUGAAGCCAGGCACUAGUUCUUGGCUUGGGACAUCCAAUGAAGUUCUAAGGGCACUAGAAGAGUAUGGUUGUUUUGUAGCAGUUUAUGAUAAACUUCCUUUGAAGCUUCACAACUCAAUGUUGGAGUCAUUGGAAGGGUUGUUUGAUCUCCCAGCAGAAACCAAAUUUCACAACACUGCCAAUGAAGAAGGAAUUACCUAUUAUGGGACUGCCAGUGAAGGUUUUCUCUUUGAGAAUGCAACAACUCUUGAGGGCACACAAAGAUUCACCAAUGUCUUGUGGCCUUCCACUGGAAAUGAUACUUUCUGGUAAUAACUUUAUCUACUUACUAUCAUAGUUCUUUGGCUCGCCUGUUGUUUAGA
Camellia sinensis is the source of this 455-nucleotide messenger RNA. The record is from RefSeq and is a predicted model, not a curated record. Lineage: Eukaryota; Viridiplantae; Streptophyta; Magnoliopsida; Ericales; Theaceae.